Messenger RNA from Cladophialophora bantiana CBS 173.52, 414 nucleotides. RefSeq lists its product as uncharacterized. The coding region runs from base 1 to 414 and encodes 137 amino acids. The transcript has 3 exons. NCBI's taxonomy places the organism in Eukaryota, Fungi, Ascomycota, Eurotiomycetes, Chaetothyriales, Herpotrichiellaceae. The record is from RefSeq and is a predicted model, not a curated record.
AUGGACGACCCGAUACCGGAGCCGCCGACGAUCAAGCUGAGCUACACGAAGACCACGUCGGAACCGACAAAGAUUCAAGCCGCGGUGCUGAGCUUCCAGGGUGACGACAGCAACUCGUGCCCGUACUCGGAGAACAGGUUGACGCUCAGCGGCGAGGGAGGCAUCGGAUCCACGGUGGGAGUCAAUGAGCUGCUAGUAGAGAGCAUCAGCAGAACCGGGGCGCACCUCGAGGACCCGACCGAGCACACCGACCUGCUGCUGGAGAUUCAUCCGCAGGGAGGAUUCAGGUUCCGUAUUAGCGGGACGGCAAAUUCCAUUGACUAUGAUCUCAACAACGGCGACGACGACGAAGCGCUUCAGAACGAUGUCCAUGCCGACGCCGACACCUUGGAUUCGAUCAGAAGGAGGUGGUGA